AUGGAAAGAGGCACUGGUUUGGGUGUAUACUGUAAGUCUAAUGCAACUAAAGUGACAUUAUCUUUAGGGAAUUACACCACGGUUUGGCAGGCAGAAGUCUGUGCUGUAAUGACUUGCGCAAUGAUUUACCUUGAAAAAGGAAAGUCUGGCAAGAGGAUUAAUAUCUGUGUCGAUAGUCAGGCGGCUUUAAACGCCUUGAGUAAUCCGACUGUAGAGUCAAAACUAGUUUGGGAAUGUCGGAAGGUAUUGGACGAGCUAGGUUUGAAAAAUAAGCUCUCAUUAAUCUGGGUACCAGAACACUCGGGAAUCAGAGGGAAUGAAGAAGCAGAUACCUUAGCCCGUAGAGGGUCUGAGAUUAUGCCAGGUGCGGUGAAAGAAGCCAUUAGAAGAUGGUCUAGGAGAUGUCACGAGAGAGAGUGGGCGGAGACUACUGUAGGUAGACAGGCCAAGGCUCUGUUGGGAUUAAAACUCAACAGGGGCUUUGCAGAGUCCUUUCUAAAACUCAACAAGAUCAGAGUUAGAGAAGUGGUCAGGCUGCUCACGGGACAUGGACUACUGAAUUACCAUCAGCACAAAAUAGGUAGAAACGUUUCACCUAGAUGCGGAUUGUGUAACGCGGAAGAGGAAUUUUCUACUCAUAUUUUAUGUCACUGUCCAGCUUACGCUGCAGCGAGACAUCAAUGCUGGGGCCAUGCCUUUGUAGACCCAGAUAGGAUUCGCGACCUCUCGGUACAAGAGUUACUGGACUUUUGGAAUAAGACAGUACUCUAA
This is a messenger RNA of Leptopilina boulardi, 771 nucleotides long. RefSeq lists its product as uncharacterized. The record is from RefSeq and is a predicted model, not a curated record. Gene Ontology annotation, molecular function: nucleic acid binding; RNA-DNA hybrid ribonuclease activity. Lineage: Eukaryota; Metazoa; Arthropoda; Insecta; Hymenoptera; Figitidae. The coding region runs from base 1 to 771 and encodes 256 amino acids. The transcript has a single exon.